Molecule: messenger RNA, 1872 nt
Organism: Zea mays
Lineage: Eukaryota; Viridiplantae; Streptophyta; Magnoliopsida; Poales; Poaceae
Exons: 10
Coding region: 141-1850 (569 amino acids)
Biological process (GO): aldehyde metabolic process
Cellular component (GO): cytoplasm
Molecular function (GO): aldehyde dehydrogenase (NAD+) activity
Source: RefSeq, a predicted model, not a curated record
AGCACUAUAUAGCACGUGUUCGCGUGCACCGGCGGCAACCACAGCCCAGGCUCGAGACUACAACGUUACAGCACAACACACUGCUGCACGUACAUACGCAGAUAGAGACCAGCAGCAAGCUCGAUCGAGACUCGAGAGGCAUGGGGAGUGUACCGGAGGAGAAGGCCAAGCUGGGCUUCGGCGGCCUGGUGGGCGACCUGAGGGAGGUGUACGAGAGCGGCAGGACGCAGGGCCUGGAGUGGCGGCAGUCGCAGCUCAGGGGCCUCGUCAGGCUCCUGGAGGAGAAGGAGGAGGAGAUCUUCGACGUGCUCCACGAGGACCUGGGGAAGCACCGCGGCGAGGCCUUCAGAGACGAGGUUGGGGUUCUGAAGAAGUCCGUCGUCGACAAGCUGCAAAACCUCAAGAACUGGGCGGCUCCGGAGAAGGCUCACACGCCGCUCGUUGCCUUCCCGGCGACCGCGCUGGUGGUGCCAGAGCCGCUCGGGGUCGUGCUCGUCUUCUCAUGCUGGAACCUCCCAAUAGGCCUAGCUCUGGAACCGCUCUCGGGAGCCCUGGCGGCCGGCAACGCCGUGGUGGUGAAGCCGUCGGAGCUCGCGCCGGCCACCUCGGCGUUCCUCGCGGCCAACAUACCCAAGUACCUGGACUCCAAGGCCGUGAAGGUGGUGGAGGGCGGGCCGGAGGUGGGGGAGAAGCUCAUGGAGCACCGAUGGGACAAGGUUCUCUUCACUGGCAGCAGCCGCGUUGGGCGCCUUAUCAUGGCCCAGGCCGCCAAGCACCUCACCCCGGUGGCGCUGGAGCUCGGCUCCAAGUGCCCCUGCAUCGUCGACUGGCUUGACAGCGACAGGGACAGCCAGGUAGCUGUGAAUCGCAUCAUCGGAGCGAAAUGGUCCACCUGUUCCGGCCAAGCCUGCAUCGCCAUCGACUACCUGCUGGUGGAGGAGGAGUUUGCUCCGAUUCUGAUCGAGAUGCUCAAGUCGACGCUGGAGAGGUUCUUCACCAAGCCAGAGUACAUGGCGCGCAUCCUGAACGAGAAGCAGUUCCAGAGGCUGAGCGGCUUCCUGGCCGACCGCAGGGUGGCGUCUUCCGUGGUCCACGGCGGCCACUUCAACCCCAAGACGCUGAGCAUGGAGCCCACGCUUCUGCUCAACCCUCCGCUCGACUCCGACAUCAUGACGGAGGAGAUAUUCGGCCCGCUGCUCCCGAUCAUCACGGUGAAGAAGAUCGAAGACAGCAUCAAGUUCCUCAGGUCCAAGCCCAAGCCGCUGGCGAUCUACGCCUUCACCAGGAACGAGAAGCUGAAGCAACGCAUCAUAGACGAGACGUCGUCGGGGAGCAUCACGUUCAACGACGCCAUCGUGCAGACAUUUUGUUCCAGUAUGGCCUGGACAGCAUCCCGUUCGGUGGCGUGGGGCACAGCGGGUUCGGCCAGUACCACGGCAAGUACUCGUUUGACAUGUUCAGCCACAAGAAGGCGGUGCUCAAGAGGAGCUUCCUCGUCGAGUUCAUGUUCCGCUACCCGCCGUGGGACGAGACCAAGAUCGGAAUGCUCAGGCGCGUCUACCGCUUCGACUACGUCUCGCUCUUCCUCGCGCUCAUCGGCCUCAGGAGAUGAAGCAGACGGCGGAGAGUGCGUGAACAAUCGAGCCAACAGAAUUUGCACCCACACCCAACACACAGUUGCUAGUGGUCAAUUGUCGUUCAUACUGAUCGAUGAAUAUGUAAUUGUCCCUUCUGUACACCAAAACGUCUGUAGUGUCGUUUACUCGUUUUAUACGUGUCUGUCUAUUUAUCGCACCAAAAGAUAUUUAAUAAUAAUGGAUUAUUAUCUUUCUAGUUUGUGCUCUUCUUGAACAAUCGCCACAUUCCGACAAC